GGCCCCGCCAUGUACCCGGCCUGGGGCUUGUACGGGGCGGCGGGGCACUACCCGCCGCCGCCCACCUCCAUCCCGCCGCCGCCGCUGCCCAUCCCUCCCCCCAGCGUGCCGCCUCCGGCCGUCCCGCCGAUGCCGAUGCCCAGCUACCCGCCGCCGGGCCCCGCGCCUCCCGCCGCCCCGCCGCCGCCGCCCUCCGGGACCUCAGGGUUCCUGAGCCUGCAGGAGCAGCAUCUGGCGCAGCUGCAGCAGCUUCAGCAGAUGCACCAGAAGCAGCUGCAGUCCGUGCUGCUGGGGCCGCCGCCUCCGCCGGGGCCGCCCCCGCCGGGGCUGCCGCCGCCGCCGCUGCCCGGCUCCUUCACCGACUGGCAGCAGCCGCCGCCGCCCGUGCCGCCGCCCGUCCGCAGCUACCAGAAGCAGUUCGCCCACCGCGAGCCGCCGCCGACCCGCAAGCCCCCUGCCUCCUCCCGGGAGCGCGACGGCCAGGAGCCUCCGGGCGGCCAUGGCGAUUGGGGCGAGCCGGUGCCCUCCUCGCCCGUGCCCAUGGACAUGGAGCUGUCCUCGCCGCCGCAGUCCCCGCAGCCCGCCGCCCAGGCCUACCUGCCCCCCGCCCAGGCCUACCUGCCGCCUCCCCAGGCGGAGCCGUACCUGCCCCCCACCCAGCCGCCCCCGGCCCAGUCCCCGCCGCUCCAACCCUACCUGUCCCGGGCGCAGCCUCCCCCCUCCUUCUCCGAGCCCCCGCCCUCCUACCUGGAGCCCCCGCCGACCUCCGCCUCCCAGCCGUACCUGCCGCCCCCUGCCCAGGGCUACCUGCCGCAUCCCCAGCCCUACCUGCUCCCCUCCCAGGCCUCCCCUUCCCAGCCAGCUCAGCCCAGCCUGGCCCCCUCCAUCCCUCCCCCGUCCAAGCCAUCGCAGGCUCAUUUCCCCCAGCCCUCCUUGCCCCUGCCCGCCGCUGCCCAGCCGGAGGCCGCGCAGGCUGCUGCCAAGGAGACCGGUGGCACCGAGCAGCCGGACCCCUCCACCAUGACUCCCCAGGAACAGCAGCAAUACUGGUACCAGCAGCACCUGCUUAGCCUGCAGCAAAGGGCAAAAGCCCAUGCUCAAGGACAGCAGCAAAUGAAAGGUCCAGUAGUUAAGGAAGGAUCUGAUCAGAGAGCAAAGUCUGAAGAAGGGAAAAUGAAUGCUUCAGCUCAGCAAUCUGAACCUCCUUCACUUAAUGAGACCCUGCCUCCAGCUUCCAAAGAAGAGUCUUCUCUUACAUCCACUGAAACUCAGCUCAAUAUUGAACCUCCUGAUGACCCUGAGGAAGAUUUGAGAUUACAGCAAUUGCAAGAGGCAGCAGCUCAGUGGCAGCAGCAUCCCCAUCACCGAGUUGGAUUUCAGUAUCAGAGAAUAAUGCAGAAGCAUGCCCAGCUGCAGCAGAUAGUGCAGCAGUAUCAACAGAUCAUGCAACAGCCUCCGCAUUUACAGACAAUGUCUGUGGAUAUGCAGCUGCAACAUUAUGAGGCACAGCAAAAACAGUUCCAGCAGCUUCAUAAAGAUUGGGAGCGAUCAAUGAACCAACAGUGGCGGCAUCAGCUUCAAACCUACCCUCACAAAGACCAGCUUCAAGAGUAUGAGAAGCAGUGGAAAGCAUGGGAUGAACAGAUGAAGGUCACUCAGUCCCAUUUGCAGGAGAAAGUGAGCUCGCUCCAAAACCUGAAGAAUCAGUAUCCUGCAAAUGUUUCGCUGCCACCUCCGUUUGUUCCGUAUUCUCAGGCCACUCAAGGUGGCAUUCCUAUCCUGCCUCCAACGUUACCUUCAACACCACCGCUGGUCCCUCCGCCUCUCUCUUCUGUUUCUCAGCUAUCUAAUUCCUCUGUCCCUUCAGGAUCCAGUUCUCAAAGCAGCCAAUCUACUGAGACACCAAGGCCAGCUCUACUUCCCACCCCUGGUACCUAUGCAUCAAAAAUAGGUAGUUCAGCUGGGUAUUCACCUUAUCAUUCUCAAGUAAGUUCAUCCUUUGGCUCUUCAGACCAUCUUAAUAAACAAACUGCUUCAUCUGAGCAAGGAUGUGGGGAACUGAAAGCUACUUCUGCAGUGUCUUCCACACAUGCACCUACCAUGCAGGAUAAACCAGUGAGGUCAGGAGGAUUGCUUCCAGAUCCUCCUAGAUCAGCACGUUUUGAAGGCCCCAGAGGUCCUAGAUUUGAUGGACCUCGAGGAAGAGGAUAUGACAAAUUUGAAGGCUCAAGACAGAGAGGGCCUCGUUUUGACUCCCAGCGCUCAGAAGGAUACAGAUCACGUUUUGACCGACAGAAUACAGAUGGACAGUCUUCAAGUAGAUGGGGGACUAUCCCACGAGGACCUGCAGCACAAUUUUAUACUUCAACAAAUGCAUCACACGGACAUGGUUCCCGACCUGGUGGUCCACGGUGGAGGGGGCCCAGGCCUCAUCUGGGACAGCAACAGCAGCAGCAGUCACAGACAGACUUACUGGCAGAAAACAAAGAACCUUUUACAGAUGUAGCUGGCAAUCAACAGACUGUAAGCAGAACACAAUCUGCUUCUGAUGCACAAAGUGCAGGUCCUGUCGAGCCAAAUGAGGACCUGACAAACGCUCAACAGGAAACACCCAAACCUGAAGUCAAAGAAACUAGUUCAGACCCUCCUAAAAAGUGGACAUGGAGUUCACAUGAUCCUAACCAGCAAGUAGAAGAGUCCAAAGCACCUACGCCACCUAUUCAGAACCAGAAUUCAACAUCCCUUUCUAGUAACCCUGUAGCUUUGCAGUCAGGUGUUGGAAGAACAGGGGGUGCAGUAACCCCUGUAACAGGAAAUCAGGAUCUGGAUUCACCAGAUGGUCAGCUGAUUGCCUCUGAUAGCACCCAGGGCCUAUCUGGACCAGAAAGCAGAGGGAAGGGGCCAUUUAUACACGAAGAUAGAGGCAAGGGACCAGUAAGCAGAGGAAGGGGCCAGGGCAGACUGAAUGAUGGCCGUGGCAGAGGGCAGGGGGAUGGCCGUGGCUGGGGAAUGGGCCGUGGCAGGGGAAUGGGAAGGAUGGAUGGUGGCCGAGGGAUGGGAAGGAUGGAAGGUGGCUGGGGAAUGGGCAGGAUGGAUGAUGGCCAUGGCCGGGGAAUGGGCAGAAUGGAUGAGGGCCGUGGCAGAGGGUAUGUAUACAGAGGCAGGGGGCAGGCUAGGCAGGCAUCCAUCCGUGGCAGGGGGAUGUUCAGGAGAGCAGACAGCAGGGAGAGGAUGCCGGAUAGGCGAUCAGGCAGCAGGGAGAGGAUGCCAGAUGGAAGGUCUGGCAGCCGAGAGCGGGGAAUGGGUGGACGACCUGAUAGCCAUGAGAGGGCAUUCUCUGGCCGAGACAGAGAGCUGGCUGGGCGGACAGGCAGUCGGGACAGGGGACGGGCCAGUAGUCGGGAGAGAGGCCCAGUCAGGCGGGCAGGUAGCCGGGAGAGGGAACCCAUGAGGCGGGCAGGUAGCCGGGAGAGGGUCCCUGUCAGGCGGGCGGGUAGCCGGGAGAGGGGCCCCAUGAGGCGGGCGGGUAGCCGGGAGAGGGGUCCAGUCAGGCGGGCAGGUAGCCGGGAGAGGGCUCCCAUUCGGAGGGCAGGUAGCCGGGAAAGGGAAGCAGGAAGAUCUGAAACAGGCAAUGUAGAUAAACCCAUUCACCUAGGAGAUGACCCUGAUAAAUUGCCUCCAUACCAUCGAGAUGAGACACUUAGGGGUUCUUGGGGUCAGGAAGAUGAUAGAAUGCAGGAGGAAUUUCCUUUCAAUAGUCAAGAUGACCCUUCUUUGGAGCAUGAGCAAUUGGAUGACUGGGAAAGAGAGCGAUACUGGAGAGAUCACAACUCUGAUUAUCAGGAUGAUUCUGUAGAUGUGUAUGACAGAGAUGACAGAUUGCAAUCUCACCAUUCAUUGCCCCCACUAUCUCCCCUACCUCCACUACCUCCUUUAUCAUCUGAUCAUGACAGGCGAGAUUCAUGGUGGGAUGACUGGAAAAGGCCAAGAGAGAGAGAGAUAGAGAGAGAUCUAGAUAGGACUGGAAGAUCCUCAGAUGUUUAUGAUCAAGAUGUAGACAGAGAGUGGGAUAGAGACUGGGAUGUCAGACCUAUGGAUGAUAGAGAAAUGGGGAAUCGUGACCUCGAUAUCCCUCCUCUACCACCAUUGCCACCUCUUCCACCUCUGGACAGAUACCGUGAGGAUAGGUGGAGGGAGGAUAGGAACAGAGAUCAUUAUGACAGAGACCUCCGGGACAGGGGUGAACUGAGGAUUCGAGAGUAUCCAGAGAGAUACGACACAUGGCAGGAGAAGCCAGACUACAUGCCUGAAAGAACUGACUGGGAGAGGGAACGGUUGUCAGAGAGGUGGUAUCCCGAUGAUGGAGACAGAAUGCGGUCUUUUGAUGAUCAUUCAGAUUCAUCCCUUCCUCCACCUUCACAUUCCUCUGAUAUGCUGGGAGCAGAUUCAAAUCUGGACUCUGACCAGUCCUUGGGAGGAGUGAUGGUCCUUAGCCAAAGACAACAUGAGAUAAUUUUGAAGGCUGCCCAAGAGCUCAAAAUGCUUCGAGAGCAAAAAGAACAGCUACAGAAGUUGAAAGAGUUUAAACCUGACAUUUCCACACAAGACUCUCCUAGAUCACAGAACACAAGCACAAGGCCAGGUGCCUUUCAGGUCUCUUCUCAGCUAUCUUCAGAGGCACCAGUAGAAGCACAAGCUAUUAAACCUUCUCCUGCUGUUAUUAUAAAGCCUCCCGUGUUGUUCAGACAGCCCACCCCUGUGACAAGACCAAGUGCCCCACUGACAAGGCCUGCUACACCUAUGACAAGGCCACAUGCUCCAGUUUCUACUGCAACUACAACCCCAAGUCAUGGUCAGUCUUUAAAACCAUCACCUUCUGCUGUGGAACAGGAACGCUGGGAUGAGGAUUCCUUCCACGGUCUCUGGGACACAAAUGAUAAAGGAGUAAAUAUGGAGUACGAGUUGUGUAAACAGGAGUCAAUGAUGCCUCCACCCAUCUCCUCGCCUGUGAAAGUACCUGCUGUUCACACCUCUGUCCCGUCAGCUGUACCAGUGUCCCUUCCUCCAGUUAUUCCACCAGUUCCUAAAGCACCUGUAAUUCAGCAAACUGUGGAUUAUGGCCACGGGCGAGAUAUUACUACCAGUAAAGUGGAACAGAUUCCAUACGGGGAGAGGGUAACCCUGCGUCCGGAACCUUUACCAGAGAGGCAAACAUUUCAAAAAGACCAUCCUGGUCGUUACAACAGAGAAAGAGAUCGUGAGCCUUAUUUUGACCGUCAAGGUAAUUCCAACACAGAUCAUCGGGAUUUCAAAAGAGAACGGGAAUUGCACAGAGACCGUGGUUCUGUGGAGUAUGAAAGAGAGAGAUUUGAGAAAGAGCGGCAUUCCAGAGAUGAUAGGGUUCUUCCUACUACACCUUCAAGGACUCAGUCUUACCGUGACAAGAAAGACCAUCCCAACUCCAGGAGGGGUGGUUUUGAUAGGCCACCAUAUGAACGGAAGACAGAUCGUCCAGCAUAUGAACAUGGGCCUUCCAUGUUUGGAGACAAUUCUUCUGUCCAAACACUGGAAUUUGAAGGUGAUCGUAGAAAUUUCCCUGAGGAAAGGAUUCCUAUUUCUGCCCCAUCAAUACCCCGUCAGCCACCACCUGCUCCACGUGUGGAAAGGAAGCCAGAAUCUAAAAAUGUAGAUGAUAUUUUGAAGCCACCAGGACGGGAUAGCAGGCCAGAGAGGAUUGUAAUCAUAAUGAGAGGGUUGCCUGGCAGUGGAAAGACACAUGUAGCAAAACUCAUCAGGGAUAAGGAAGUAGAGUGUGGAGGGCCUGCACCAAGAGUGCUUAGCCUGGAUGACUAUUUUAUCACUGAAGUGGAAAAAGAAGAGAGAGACCCAGAUACAGGAAAAAAAGUGAAAAAGAAGGUGAUGGAGUAUGAAUAUGAAGCUGAUAUGGAAGAGACCUAUCGGACGAGCAUGUUUAAAACUUUUAAAAAGACAUUGGAUGAUGGCUUUUUCCCCUUUAUUAUCCUUGAUGCUAUCAAUGAUAAAGUGCGACAUUUUGAACAGUUUUGGAGUGCUGCAAAAACAAAAGGUUUUGAGGUGUACUUAGCUGAAAUGAGUGCAGAUAACCAGACGUGUUCCAAGAGGAAUAUUCAUGGACGCAAACUAAAGGACAUAAGCAGGAUGUCUGAGCACUGGGAGGCAGCACCACGUCACAUGAUGCGCCUGGACAUUCGUUCUCUGUUGCAGGAUGCUGCUAUCGAAGAGGUGGAGAUGGAGGAUUUUGAUGCAAAUAUUGAAGACCAGAAAGAAGAAGCCAAGAAGGAUACAGCAGAGGAAGAAGAGAGUGAACUGGGUUACAUUCCGAAAAGCAAAUGGGAGAUGGACACUUCUGAGGCAAAGCUAGACAAGCUGGAUGGUCUGCGGACUGGCGCUAAAAGGAAACGUGACUGGGAAGCAAUUGCCAGCAGAAUGGAAGAUUAUCUGCAGCUUCCAGAUGAUUAUGAUACACGUGCUUCUGAACCUGGAAAGAAAAGGGUGCGGUGGGCAGAUCUAGAAGAAAAAAAAGAUGCAGACAGGAAAAGGGCCAUUGGUUUUGUUGUUGGACAAACAGACUGGGAGAAGAUAACAGAUGAAAGUGGUCAUCUUGCUGAGAGAGCCCUUAACCGCACCAAGUAUAUAUGAAAAAAUGGUUAAACGGAAUUUUGUGCCUUUAAGGCCAUUUAUUCUGAGAAGAAGUGAACCAAGGUGUCAUGGGCAUCUUGCAUGGGUCAUGUCACUCACACCUUCACAGUUUUUCUUUUGUUACUUUAGUUUCAGAAGUUUUCAUGCGAUAUUGGCAGAUAACCGGUGCCCUCAAAAACCCAAUGAAUCCCACUGCUCCGAAGUGAGAGACCAUUUACUUUUUAAUAUUUUUUUCUUGGGGGGGGAGGGGGGUGGGAGAGGGCAGUAGUUUUAGCUGCUGUUUGUGGGAUAAAGUGGAAGGAUUAGACAAACGUUAUCUCCACUGUUACUGUCACAGAAUGUUUAUCACCUUUGCUUUGUGGCUGUUCUCGUUUUAUACUGUAUGUACCUUGUAGCUUAUUGUAUUAGGAUGCAGAACAAUAAAUUUCACUAUAAACUC
Molecule: messenger RNA, 7117 nt
Organism: Calypte anna (Anna's hummingbird)
Lineage: Eukaryota; Metazoa; Chordata; Aves; Apodiformes; Trochilidae
Gene: YLPM1
Product: YLP motif containing 1
Exons: 21
Coding region: 10-6678 (2222 amino acids)
Biological process (GO): regulation of telomere maintenance
Cellular component (GO): nucleus
Source: RefSeq, a predicted model, not a curated record